AUUGUAAUUACCUAAUUCAUUUGAUAAAUAAAUUAAACUUCAUUAAAAAUUUGACAACGAACGAAAAAACCAAAAAAUAAAAAAAUAAAUCAUGACUGAUGCCGGAUUUUUUCGUGGUACAAGUGCCGAUCAAGAUAAUCGUUUUACCGAUAAAGCUAAAAAAUUAUUAAAACAAUUAAAAUUCAGUGAUGUAUUGAAUCAAAAAGUUGAUAUAAAAAAAGUCAAUUUGGAAAUUAUCAAACCAUGGAUACAGAAACAGAUAACAAUUUCGCUUGGUCUUGAUGAUGAAGUAGUUUACGAAUAUGUUAUCAAUCAAUUGGAACAAGAACGUUAUCCUGAUGGUAAAACUAUGCAAAUAAAUCUGACCGGAUUUCUUGAUGGUAAACGUGCUCGUGAAUUUAUGGAUCGUUUAUGGACAUUAUUAUUGGAUGCAAUGACAACCGAUGAUGGUAUACCGCAACAAUUAGUAGCAGAAAAAAUGGCUGAAAUACACAAACGUCAAGAACAACAAUCGAUUGGUGGUGAUGAAUCGAAUGGUGUAACAAAAACCGAAACACCUAAAAAUUCGAAUGUUCAGACGAAUCAAUCAACAAAUGAUAAUCAUCAUAAUCAUAAUCAACAAUUACAACGUAAGUCUAGAAGCAAAAGUCCUAAUAAUGAUCAACGUAAUCGUAGUCGUAGCCAUAGUAAAGAUCGUGAUGUACGACGUCGUAAUGACCAUCAUCGACGUAAUAACGCUGGUAAUAAUAACGAUGAUCAGAAAAAACGAAGCAAUAGUCGAUCACCUCGACGUCGUUCUCGUUCCCGAUCAAAUUCAACUGAACGUAAAUCUCGAAAACGAUUAGAUAAUCGUUCAAAAUCUAGAUCACGAUCUCGUUCACCAUCAAUAUCUAAUCGUCGACAACGAAAUGCCGGUAAUCGAAAACGGUCUGUAUCAAGAUCACGAUCACCAUCAUUUUCAUCACCACCAUCUCGUUCAAAUCGUAAUGAUAAUUAUCGUCCCAGAUUUAUUGAUCGUCGAACAAACCGAAGACGUUUUAGAUCACCAUUACGGCGGUCAAACUCAAAUUCACCACCGCCAUUUUAUCGUCGACGUGGUGGUGGAGCACCAUAUCGUCCGCGUGACCAAUAUCAUCAUCGACAGCAAUCAUAUCGUGGAAAUCGUUCGCCACAAUCACCACGAGGGUAUCAACGUCGUCGCGAUCGUAGUUAUUCACGUUCACCGCCACCAUCACAAUUAAUUAAUUCAUCGCAUCAAAAUCGACAUGGUUCUCCUAUGAUGAAUAAUAAUAUUCGUCGUCCAUCAUCACCAUCAUCACGUAAACCAAUGCAUCGAUCUCCAUCACCAAUCAAUCAUUCUCGUUCGAUAAGUCGUUCUCCACCACAUAAUUUUAAUACACAAAGACAACAUGGCUUUCAGCCACCACCAUCAUCGGGACGGAAUUAUUAUCAUGAUUCUCAAGCAAAUAAAUCAAAUGUUCCUCUACCAUCAUCACAUCACCAACAACCAUCAACACUGCCAGGUUCUUUCCGAGAACGAGAUAUAUCAAAUGAACGAAUGAAAAAUCCAGAAUCUGAAAAACGAAGAAAGAAAAAAUCAAAACACUCAGUCAGUUCGAGUGAUGAUGAUGAUGAUGAUAAUGAUGAAAAAACCAAGAAAAAACAUCGCAAACAUAAACGGCGUAAUAAACAUCGAGAUAGUGAUGAUGAACCGGAUGAUAGUAUUGAGGAUGUAAAUCGUUCAUUAAAACGUAAAAAAGAUGAUGAUGAUGAUGAAGAAGAAGAUGAUGGUAGCGGAAAACAUAAACGCAAAAAACAUAAAAAACAUAGCUCAAAAAAGCAUCGUAAACAUUCAAAACAUCGUAAACAUCGUAGUAAGAAACGAAAAAGCAGCAGUUCGGAUGAUGAAGAUGAUGAUGACAAUGAAUCUUUUGCUGGUAGCGAUAAAAUUGAUGAUAUUUCGGAUGGUGAAUUAUUCAAAGAAUUAUUGAGCAAGAAAAAAUCCACAUCUAGUGGUAAGAAAAAGAAAUCGAAAAAAUCUAAAAAGAAAAAAUCACAUAAAUCAUCAUCGAAAAAACGUAAUAAUUCAUCAUCAUCAUCAUCAUCAUCUGAAUCGGAUUCUGAUGAUAAAAAAGAAUCAGAUGGUCAUGAAUCAUCAACAUCACCAAUUAAAAAACAUCGAAAACAUGGUGGUAAAAAUAAACGACGUAAACAUCGUCGACAAACAAAUAGUGAUGUUGAUAGUGGUCAUGAUGAUGGUGGAGGUGAUAGUGGACGAUAAUUUUUUUUUAUAAUUAUCUUUCUAUCUAUUAUCAUUUAUCCAUCUUUUCAAUUGUUGUAUCGUUAUUUCGUAUUUGUUUUAUAUACCCAAAACACACACACACACAAUCGACUCAUGGCAAUUUAACAACUAUGCUCACACAUAUAAUUAAUAAUCAUAA
Dermatophagoides pteronyssinus (European house dust mite) is the source of this 2441-nucleotide messenger RNA. RefSeq lists its product as uncharacterized. The record is from RefSeq and is a predicted model, not a curated record. Gene Ontology annotation, molecular function: RNA binding. Gene Ontology annotation, biological process: regulation of mRNA splicing, via spliceosome. Gene Ontology annotation, cellular component: spliceosomal complex. NCBI's taxonomy places the organism in Eukaryota, Metazoa, Arthropoda, Arachnida, Sarcoptiformes, Pyroglyphidae.